Penaeus vannamei (Pacific white shrimp) is the source of this 8552-nucleotide messenger RNA. The record is from RefSeq and is a predicted model, not a curated record. Lineage: Eukaryota; Metazoa; Arthropoda; Malacostraca; Decapoda; Penaeidae.
CGUUUCUCCUUCGUGCAGGUCACAGAUGAGGGGAAGGAGGGCGUCGCAGGAGAAGCCCCCCUCCGGCAGGUCUUCCACAGGCCGGUCCAGGUCAGCCUCGAGAGCCAAGGAGAACCUCCCUCCUUCUCGCGGCGACUCCGAGUACGAGAGGGAAGUAGGAGGCGAAGAGGAAGAAGGGGAAGGAGAAGAGGGGGCGAGAGGAGGCCAGAGACGAAGGAGCGACGAACAGCAAGAGGACCCGGCAGGAGAUGGGUGCCUCAAUGUGUCUCGUCUGGCUGGGCAGGUGCUGGGAAGGGGGAGGAGGGGGGAUGAUGCGAGUGGGGAUCCUGCCGGCCUUCACCAAGAGCAGCAAGACGGCCUCUCUGCCCCGCCACGCCACAGUCAUGUCCUCCCGCGGCUCUCACACCCCCGAGCUUCCUUCGUCCGCCGCCCCCACGCCCCCGCCGACGCCCGAACGACAGCCCUCGACGGCUCCGACGCCUCCGCCCACGCCCUCCAGUGCCCACAGGCCGCCCGUGCCCGAGUCCCCGAAGCCGAAGAUUAAGGGCGCGGGCGGGCAGAAGCGGGCGGCCUCCGUGUCCCCGGCGAGGGAGAAGAGGCGCUCCUUGCGAGGCCUUUCGAGGGACCGCUUCCCGCAGCUGCCCCACCUCCCGUCCAUGCCCAAAGUGCCCUCGAUGCCCAAAGUGCCCUCGAUGCCCAAAGUUCCUGCUAUGCCUAAAGUUCCUCCAAUGCCCAAAGUCCCAUCGAUGCCCAAGAUGCCCGCUAUGCCCGCCAUGCCCAAGAUGCGUCCCUUGCCGCGCGCGCCUUCGCUCCCGCCUCAGCUGAGGAACCUCCUGGGCAGGCGCGACGGCGGGGGCAGCGAGUCCCGCGACGACAACCCCAGCAAGCCGUCGCGCCGCCCGGGCCCCGUCGGCCGCACCUGGGUCAAGGUCUACGACGACAUCACCUUCAUGGACGACGACAAAGACAACGAGCUGUACCCCGUCCUGGCCUACACAGGUCGCCCUCAGAGUGUCCCCGAGGCCGCCCCUCUCCCUAUGGCGCCCACGCCUCCUCCUCCGCGUUCGCAUGCCCGUCAGCCCUCUGUCGAGAGCGAGUACGACAAUGUGGUGAAGGAGGAGCUGCAGCGGGUGGUUCCCCAGGCCGGAGACAGUCCCAGAGAAGUCCCCCACUCCCAGGGGCGUGGCAGGGACAGGUUCCGAGGGCGUCGCCAGAAGAGGACCGACACGCCCAUCACCGUAGGGCACCCAGGGCCCGACGACGAGGUCGAAGAUGCCCGCAUGACGGCGCUCGAGGCACAGAUCCUAACCUCAGCCUCGAGCUCGGCGCAGAAAGAGGAAGAGGAGGACUACAUCAUCCCUCAGGCCCUCAAGCCUCACAAGCCACCUCGAGGCAUCAAAGUCUACGACAACAUCGAGAUUAAGCCCGCUGAGGCUCAGCCCGCUCCCUCUGCAGUCGAGGACGAGCCCGUGAAGCCCCAACGCGGCAUUAAGGUCUAUGAAGAAGUAAUUAUACGACGUCAGCAAAUCGAGAAAGAAAUGGAAGAGAAGAAAGAAGCAGAGAGGAGAGAGGAAGAGAGACGAGAGCAAGAAAGAAUACAGCAAGAGAAAGAAGAGGAGGAGAGAAGAGAGCAGGAGAAAAGAGAGGAAGAGCGAAGAGAAGCGGAGAAGAGCGAGGAGACGAAGACAGAUGCCAUGGAGUGUGACGACGUUCCCCUCCCGCCCCGCCCGCAAAGAGGCAUCAAGGUCUACGAGUCCAUCCUUCUGAAGCCGAGUGAAAAGACAGCGGAGAAGGAAGAAGAAAAAGCAGGAGGCACGGAAUACACCUUCCAAACGACGAUGGAACAGACGGUGGAAGUGAUGGACGCGUCGGAGGUCGGAGGAGGAGAGAGCGCGAAGGAGUCGGAAGAGAAGGAGAAAGAGGAGGAACAGACUCCCCCCCGGCCGACUCGAGGGAACAAGGUGUACGCCGCCGUCCUCAUCCAGCGACACGACGCCAGCGACCAGGCCGUCGUCUCGCAGGUCACCCUCACCUCCACCUCCUCCACCACCACGACAACCACGUCCGAGGUCAAGGCCAGCGAGACCGAGACAUCCGAGGUCAAAGUUCAAGCGGCGGAUGUCAAGGUGAGCGAAGGCGAAACGGCGGAGGUCAAGGUCGACUCGGAGAUGGUAGACAAACAGGAAGUGAAAGCUGAGGCAGAUUCCAAGGUCGAGGCAGAUUCCAAGGUCGAGGCAGAGUCCAAGGUUGAGGCAGAGCCCAAGGUCGAGGCUGAUUCCAAGGUCGAGGCUGAUUCCAAGGUCGAGGCUGAUUCCAAGGUCGAGACAGAGCAAAAGGUCGAGGCGGAGUCCAAAGUAGAAACAGAGCAAAAGGUCGAGGUAGAUUCCAAGGUCGAGGAGGAAGUGAAGGUAGACGCAGACGCCAAGGCCGGACCGGAGAAGACCCCCGAAGACGUUGACGAAGAUCAGAACAAGGUUCCUCCUUACGCCCGUGUCCACAAGAGCGGGGGCGUGAAGGAGCUACGCCCGCUGAGACCCGAGGAGGACGAUGAAACGCCGCCGCCCAUCCCGCCCAAGAAGAAGGGCCUGAGGACUAUCUCGCCCCAGACCCUCGAGGCUGAGCCGCCCCGCCCUCCGCGCCACCUCAAGCCCCGCCUGAAGAAGUCGCAGCAGGUCGUGCUGGUGAACGGCGAGGUGUCGUCGCCGUCGCGCCCCCCUCGCGGCUCCAAGCUCUACGCAAGCGUGGAGGUCACGCCUGCGCCGCCCAAACGCCACUCCAAGGUCGUCCGCAUCGAGGAGGUGGUCACACACAUCAAGGACGACAUGCUGGACGCGUCCGCCCCCGCGCGCGCACGCCCAGUCAAGCCCCUGCGGCACGCGCACGCCCACCACGACCCGCCCCCGCGCCGCAAGAAGCUCCGCACCAGCGAGGGCGACGAGGGCGACGACGGAGGCGCCGUGAAGGCCAGACUCACCGUCGACCCCACUCGACCGACCGCCAAGGUCGACCUCAGCGCCGACUUCGAAAACUACGAGAACGUGGACCUGAGCGAGGCGCGGCCCCAAGCCACGACCAGAUCCCGCACGCGACCGCUGCCUCCGCCGCCGCCGCCGCCCAAGAAAGGCAAGAUCCAGCAGAGACACCAGCAGCUCAUGCAGCAGCAGCAACAACAAAAAACAUCAACACAAGCUGAAUCAACUGAGCGCCAGGGCAGCCAACCCCUCCGUGGCGCGGCCGCCGCGUGCGCUGACACGGGGGCCGGGAGCGGCGCGGUUGGUACGCCGGGCGAGGAGGCGGGGCCUUCUCAGCGCAAUCACGUCGUCAGUGUCACUUCAGCCUCAGCGACGACAAGAGCAGGUGCGAAGGGGACGCAGCCCGACGGCAGCAGGCUUGAGACGGACAUCGAUGACAACCUGAAGACCAUCGAGAGUUCGUUCGCCACUCUAGACACGGUGUUGAAGUCGCUGCAGAACUACUCGCAGACUUCCCCAAGGCGAGUGCUGCUGGGCGAGGGAGGCGAGGGUGCCACCAGUGCUCUACCCACCUCCGCCGACGCUGCCGCCACAGCUGUCUCGCAGGAGGGCCCUGCCUCCCCCCACGCCCCUCCUCCCUCCACCCCCGCUCAGCAGGAGCAGGGGAAGGACACAAGCACACAUGAUGUAAGCCAGCAGGGCGAGCAGGAGGCGAGGAGCGAGAGGCAAGAGGAGGGCAAGGCGCGGGAGAGCGCGAGCGAGGCGGCGACAGCAAAGGAACAAUCAGCUGAUGCGAGCCCCUCCCCCGCCCCCGCCCCGGCUGACGGCCCCCCCGAGGCUGACGCUACGGCCCACGUGACAAGCACCGAGAGUGAAGUGAAGCCCGAAGUGAUCGCUGAAGUGAAGUGUGACUCACAGGCUGAAGUGAAAGUGCUCGAGGCUGAAGUGAAAGAAGUGCAAUUAGACGUGAAAGAGGCACAUGUCGAGGUAAAGUUAGAACAGCCUGCAGUGGAGGAGGUUCUGAUACAGCCUGUAGCGAGUGAAAUUCAGGAAGCCAAAGCUGAAGUGAAGGUAGAACAAUCUGCGCUGAAGGAGGCGAAGGAGGAGCAACCUGAGGUGAAGGCUGCCCUUCCUGAAGUGAUCAGUGUUCUCCCUGAAACGGUAGAACCACAAGUUGCGGUACAGGAACCUGAAGUAAUACAGGCAGAAGCAGUACCUGAAGCACAGGCCGAGGCGAAGAUAGAAGAGAAGGAAACAACGCAAGAGAAAAAGGAAGAAGAGCAGAAGGAAACAACGCAAGAGAAAACGGAAGAAGAGCAGAAGGAAACGAAAGCAGAAGAACAGAAAGAAGCAGAAGCUGAAGAACAGAAGGAAGGAGCAGCAGGAGGAGAAGAAACAACGAGGAAGACGAAGAAGAAGAGGAGGAGCUCGGCGAAAUCGGAAGGGAAGACCGUGUUCCAGACCCUGUACCAGGUGGACGCUCUCAAGAAGGAAAUAAAUAAGGCAAAAUCGACGUCGACGGAAGGAGGAGAGGCAGCCGAGGAAGUGAAGGACGGAGAGCAAGAACACGCAGAGGAAGUUCAAGUUAAAGAACAAGCCAGAGCUGAGGAAGACAAGGUAGAAGAACAAGCGAAGUCUGAAGAAGUUCAGGCCGAAGAAACAGCCACAGCAAAAGUCGAGGAAAUAGAUAAACCCGUUGAAGAAAAGGCUGAAGAACAAGAUAAGACAGAAGUUAAAACUGAAGAAGUUAACGUUGAAGAACAGGUGAAAACUGAAGAAGCAGAACAAGUGGAACCAAGAAGUGAACACACUGCUGAAGAAGCAAAGGUUGAAGAACAAGCGAAAACUGAAGAAGAAAAAGAAGGAACUAAAAAAGCAGAAGUGAAGGAAAGAACAGAUGAACAGAAUGAAGAACAAACGCUUGCAGCAGAAAAAGAACCAGAGAGUAUAGAAAGUCAAACAAAAACUGAAGAACAGAAAGUAACCACAGACGAAGAGGCGAAAACAGCCGAGAGAAGAGAAGAGACCGAGAAGACAGAAGCAGCAAGCGAAGAACAAAGAGAAGAAAAGAAAGAGGAGAACACAGUAGAAGAGAGUGCGGCUUCACAAGACCCCGAAGCCUCGCAGGAAGAGAAGAGAGAAGAGACGAAAGAACAAGAGAAAAAGGAGACGCAGGAGGAAGGCGCGAGAGCAAGAGCCGCGCCCCCAGCAGCGGAGGGCGGAGAUCUCGCCUCCAGACUGGAAGGUAUUCGAACCGCGCUCGAGAGUGUUAUUUGCAACCUUCCAGACUCCUCCACUUCCUCAUCCUGCACCGCUAACAACGCUGGGCCAGCUGCAUCUGCAUCUUCUAGCACCUCUGCACCCGCCGCUAACAACGGUAACAGUGUGGAUGGCUUGACCCCGCCCACUAACCCCCAGGCCGCGCCCUCUAACAUAACUGACCAAGGUGGCGUCGAGGCGAAGCAGGGAGAGAAGGACGGCGUCCCCGCCCCUUCGAGUCCACCUGAUGUAACCACGCCCCCUAGAACAUCCCCGAGUGCGUUUGAUGAUAACAACUUUGAUAACCGUGUUAGUUGUGUUAGUGAUACUAGCGAAGCCUCUGAACCCCCUGGCCUUCCCGCCGAACUAAAACCCCUCCCACGAAACCCCCCCGACCGCCCGGAGUCCCCUGGUCAAAGUGGUGACCCCUGUUCCCCUUCCGCCACUGAGACUGACCCUGUCCUAACCCGUGGUGAAGCCCUUACAACAUACCCCCCUGAAGCCUCACACCAUUCACACACUUGCACGGAAGCUUUGGAAACCCUGGUGAGUAGAACGACCCCUGUUAGUGAAGCUUCAUUUACACUUCCCCAGAACAUAGACUUGAUCAAAGGCUCGACAACCGCUGACAGUGAGGCGUUAGUCAACAUCAGCUACACCACAGUCACAGAUAGAGAAACCCCGUAUAGUGUUAGUGAAGCCUCAGACGAAAAAACAGAUAGUGAUAUUUUAGAUACAGGUAGUGAAACCCCAGACACAAGUAGGGAGAUUACAGGAACUCUCACAGUAGCCAUUUACGCCCCGCACACACUCAUUAAAACCGACACAACAGACACUGACGCUGUGAAUGAACCCCCACACACUGACAAUAAACCAACUGAAACUCAUAUCGAAACUUCAGACACUGUCACUGAGGCACAGGACACCGUAAAACUCCAGGACACCGUAAGUGAAACACAAGACUCUGUUGCAGUUACUUACAGCACUGGUACUACAAAACCCCUUGUCAGUCCUGAAAGCGAAACUCAGAUUAUUGCAAGAAUAGACCCGGUAGAAAACCAAGCCACAGACGCUGGGAAAGAGGACAGACAUUUUGGUAGUGAAGACACUGUUAGUGAAAACACAGACACUGCUAAAGAAAUCACAGACAUUGUUAGAGAAUCCACAGACACUGCUAAAGAAACCACAGACAUUGUUAGAGAAUCCACAGACACUGCUAAAGAAACCACAGACAUUGUUAGAGAACCCACAGACACAGCUAAAGAAACCACAGACAUUGUUAGAGAACCCACAGACACAGCUAAAGAAACCACAGACAUUGUUAGAGAACCCACAGACACAGCUAAAGAAACCACAGACAUUGUUAGAGAACCCACAGACACAGCUAAAGAAACCACAGACAUUGUUAGAGAACCCACAGACACAGCUAAAGAAACCACAGACAUUGUUAGAGAACCCACAGACACAGCUAAAGAAACCACAGACAUUGUUAGAGAACCCACAGACACUGCGAGCGAAACCACUUCCGCCGUUAGUAAAAUCACAGAUACCGUCAAUGAAACUGUAGAUAUAGUUAGAGAAACCGCAGACACCGUUUUAGAAACCACAGAUACUCUUAGAGAAACCACAGACACAGUUAGAGACCCAGCAAGCACUGUUCAAGAAGCUACAGAUGCUGCCAUUGAAAACGAAGGCACUGCUAGCAUAGUCACAGCUGCAAUAAGAGGAACCAGCGACGCCAUUCGGGAAACUACAGAUAUUGACAGUGAAACCACAGACACAGUUAGAGAAGCCACAGACACUGUAAUUGAAACCACCGGACCUGCUAGUGAAGCCACAGACACUGUUAGUGAAACCACAGACACUGUUAGAGAAGCCACAGACACUGUAAUUGAAACCACCGGACCUGUUAGUGAAGCCACAGACACUGUUGGUGAAACCACAGACACUGCUAGAGAAACCACAGACACAGUUAGUGAAAACACAUACACUGUUAGAGAAUCCACAGACACUGCUAGAGAAGCCACAGACACUGUAAUUGAAACCACAGACACUGCUAGAGAAUCCGCAGACACUGUUAGUGAAACCACCGGACCUGUUGGUGAAACCACAGACACUGUUAGAGAAUCCACAGAUACUGUUAGCGAAACCACAGACACUGAUAGAGAAAUCACAGACAUUAUCGGAGAAACCAAAGACACGGGAAGGGAGACUGCAGACGCUGUUAGUGAAGUCACAGACACUUUUGAAGAAACCACAGGGACUGUUAGCGAAACCACAGACGCUGACGGAGAAACCACAGACAUAAACCACCGAGUCUCCGUUAGUGAAACCGCAGACGCUGUAGGCCAAUCGUCAGAAACAGACACAGAUAAAGGCGAUCUUGAAUGUAAACCCUUAGUUACUGUCAGUGAAACCCCACAGUUUGAAAUCCAAGACACCGUAAGUGGAUCCACAGAUUUUGAAACCUUAGAUACCCUGAGUGAAACCCCAGAUUUUGAGACCUUGGAUAACGUCAGUGAAUUUACAGAUUACGAAACACUAGACACCCUUAGCGAAACCACAGAUUUUGAAACCCUUGAUAAUUUUAGCGAGUCUGCAGAAUUUGUAACAUUAAAUACCCUUAGUGAAACCCCAGAUUUUGAAACCUUGGAUAAUGUUAGUGAAUCCACAGAUUUUGGGACUUUAGAAUCUGUCAGUGAAACAGAUUUCGAUCCCCCAGAAGUUGAACUCGUAGACUCAGGCAGUGAAACCCCAGAAUACAUAACACAUGACAGGAGUAGCGAAACAACAGACAUAGUUAGAGAAACCUCACAGACUGAAACCCCAGACUGUCUCACUAAAGAAACUCCGGCUGUUGUUAGUGAAACUCCAGACACUGAUACGCGAGACUCUGGUAGACAAUUAUCAGACACUGUUAGUGAAGCCUCAGUUAUUGUUAGUGAAACCCCAGACACCUUAAGCGAGACUGCAGCUUUUGUUAGUGAAGCCUCAGACACUGUUUGUGAAAUAGACACUUGCUGUAAAGACCCAGACACUGUCAACCAAACCACAGACACUGAAUCCCCUGUUAUUGUUAGUGAAGCCCCAGACACUGUUAGGAACACCACGGAAACUGCUAGUGAAGCCUCAGACACUGUUAGGGAAGCCACAGAGAUUUUUAGUGAAGCCUCAGACAUUGUCAGGGAAGCCACAGAGAUUACUAGUGAAACCUUAGACACUGUCAGAGAAGUUACUGAUAUUACUAGUGAAGCCUCAAACACUGUCGGGGAAUCAGGGGAAGCCACAGAUGAAUCCAAAAGCCUCAGACACUGUCACUGA